This is a messenger RNA of Drosophila ananassae, 10614 nucleotides long. It is a transcript of the gene scrib, whose product is annotated as protein lap4. NCBI's taxonomy places the organism in Eukaryota, Metazoa, Arthropoda, Insecta, Diptera, Drosophilidae. The transcript has 29 exons. Gene Ontology annotation, biological process: neurotransmitter receptor transport, endosome to postsynaptic membrane; neurotransmitter receptor transport postsynaptic membrane to endosome. Gene Ontology annotation, cellular component: postsynaptic density; adherens junction; postsynaptic membrane. Gene Ontology annotation, molecular function: protein binding. The coding region runs from base 567 to 10541 and encodes 3324 amino acids. The record is from RefSeq and is a predicted model, not a curated record.
AGGAUGGUCACACUAAAUGCCAACUAAAUAAACAGCCACACUAAUUGUACAGUGGGCUCGAAACACAAAGUUUUGUGGCCAAGAGCGACACUCUGUCUCUGUCUAUUCAUCUGUGCGGACUUGUGUCAUUUUCGAGCGGAUCGUAGUCGGUAAAAAUGUUCGGGGUUAAGUGAGCCAACAAACAGUGGGCACAAUUAGAUUUUUUGUUAUUACACUCGAACGUGUUUUCGUUGGACGGCAAAAGUAUUUAGUGCGCCCAGACGGUGGCCAAAAUGUGGGCAAAGCGUGUGCGAUAAGAAGAGAUUGAAAAAAAAGUGACAAAACCGAACCGUGCCACUCCGUAUCUGUUCCGUGCAACAGAUGCGGAUGUUCGUUGUUGCCUGAGCCGCACAAACAAGGACCUCGACAGCCAGCAACUGCCAGCGAAAAACAAAACCACUCAGCCACAUCCCUCAAAGGCUAUCAUCCCCCCCUUAAACUCCCCCUCCUAAAUCGAAAAAAGCACCAAGACGACGUCCAAGAAGAAGCAACAGCCGCAGCGGCCGAAGGCGUCGACCAGCAGCAGCAUGUUCAAGUGCAUUCCAAUCUUCAAGGGCUGCAACAGGCAGGUGGAGUUCGUGGACAAGCGCCACUGCUCCCUGCCGCAGGUGCCCGAGGAGAUACUGCGCUACUCGCGCACCCUGGAGGAGCUCUUCCUGGACGCGAAUCACAUCCGCGACCUGCCCAAGAAUUUCUUCAGAUUGCAUCGCCUGAGAAAGCUUGGCCUGAGUGACAAUGAAAUCAACCGCCUGCCGCCGGAUAUACAAAACUUUGAAAAUCUCGUCGAGCUCGAUGUUUCACGCAAUGACAUACCCGACAUUCCCGACGACAUUAAGCAUCUGCAGAGCCUGCAGGUGGCCGACUUCAGCUCGAACCCGAUACCCAAGCUGCCCUCCGGCUUCUCCCAGCUGAAGAACCUGACCGUCCUCGGCCUCAACGACAUGUCGCUCACCACAUUGCCGGCGGACUUUGGCAGCCUGACGCAGCUCGAGUCGCUGGAGCUGCGCGAGAAUCUGCUCAAGCACCUGCCCGAGACAAUAAGCCAGCUGACGAAGCUGAAGCGCCUCGAUCUGGGCGACAACGAGAUUGAGGAUCUGCCGCCCUACCUGGGCUACCUUCCCGGUCUGCACGAGCUCUGGCUGGACCACAACCAGCUCCAACGCCUGCCGCCGGAGCUGGGCCUGCUGACCAAACUGACCUACCUCGACGUGUCAGAGAACCGACUCGAGGAGCUGCCCAACGAGAUCAGCGGCCUGGUCAGUCUCACGGACCUGGACCUAGCCCAGAACUUGCUGGAGACACUGCCAGAUGGCAUUGCCAAACUAAGCCGCUUGACAAUCCUGAAGCUGGACCAGAAUCGCUUGCAGCGAUUGAACGACACGCUCGGAAACUGCGUGAACAUGCAGGAGCUGAUACUCACGGAGAACUUCCUGUCGGAACUGCCGCCCUCCAUCGGCCAGAUGACCAAGUUGAGCAACCUGAACGUGGACAGGAACGCGCUGGAAUACCUGCCCCUGGAGAUUGGCCAGUGCGCCAAUCUGGGGGUGCUCAGCCUCCGCGACAACAAGCUGAAGCGGCUGCCGCCGGAGCUGGGCAACUGUACGGUGCUCCAUGUGCUGGAUGUGAGCGGAAACCAGCUGCUGUAUCUACCCUACUCGCUGGUCAAUCUUCAGCUGAAGGCCGUGUGGCUGUCGGAGAAUCAGUCGCAGCCGCUGCUCACCUUCCAGCCGGACACGGACGCGGAAACGGGAGAGCAGGUGCUGUCCUGCUAUUUGUUGCCCCAGCAGGAGUACCAGCCCAUCACGCCGGACUAUCCACCUAUGACGCUCUAUAGAUCGAGCGAAAAAUUCGAUUCGACGGAAUUCUACAGUUAUCAGCAAAAAGCCCGCGAUCUGGAAUCGGACUCGGAGCCGUUUGAAGAGCGGGAGCCGUCGCGCACUGUGGUGAAGUUCUCGGAGGAGGCCACCCAGGAGAAGGAGACGCCGUUCGUGCGCCAAAACACGCCGCAUCCCAAGGAUCUCAAGGCCAAGGCGCAGAAGCUGAAGGUGGAGCGCAGCCGGCACGAGGAUAACGUCAACCUGGUUACGCUGCCAGAGGAGAACGGCACUAGGUUAGCCGAGACACCGACCGAGACUCGAACCAUUGUGAAUAAUCACCAACAGCCAGCUCAGCUGGUACAACAACCAGCCGUUGGUGUAAAUUCCACACAGCCGGCGGUCGGUGGUGUAGUUUCCCCAACAGCCACAGUCGCACCACCAACCACAAUUAUACACAGUGGUUCGGAUAAUAAUAACUUGAAGGCGACUCCGCCCGCAGUUGUGGCCACUGAGCUGGCCACCACUGUGCCUGCUGAUGAAAAUCCAGAAGACGAUGAGCAGGAAGAUGAAUUCGAAUCCGAUCGCCGUGUGGGCUUUCAGGUGGAGGGCGAAGAUGAUGACUUUUACAAGCGGCCACCCAAAUUGCACAGAAGGGAUACCCCCCAUCAUUUGAAGAACAAACGAGUUCAGCAUUUAACCGACAAGCAGGCCAGCGAGAUCCUGGCCAAUGCAUUGGCCUCCCAGGAGCGAAACGACACCACUCCCCAGCACUCGCUGUCCGGCAAAGUGCAGUCCCCCAUCGAGGAGAACGCCGAUGCCGAGCAGUUGGCAGUUGAACAGGAGCAGGAGGAGGAGGAGCAGCUGAAGCGUCCUUUUGACACAUCGCUGUCGCCGAUUCCAGCCGGGAAGCCGGAAACUGCCACAGAGCAAGACAACCUGGACGGCGUCACGGAGCUGCGUUUGGAGCAGUAUGAGAUCCAUAUUGAGCGCACUGCCGCGGGACUUGGCCUAAGCAUUGCCGGUGGCAAAGGAUCGACCCCCUUCAAGGGCGACGAUGACGGCAUCUUCAUAUCAAGGGUCACCGAAGCAGGACCCGCGGACCUGGCCGGCCUGAAAGUAGGCGAUAAAGUGCUGAAGGUCAAUGGGAUUGUCGUUGUGGACGCAGAUCACUAUCAGGCGGUGCAGGUGCUGAAAGCCUGUGGUGCCGUUUUGGUGUUGGUGGUGCAACGCGAGGUGACACGUCUGAUUGGACAUCCGGUGUUCAGCGAGGACGGCAGUGUGUCGCAAAUCUCGGUGGAAACUCGUCCACUUGUGGCAGAGGUGCCUCCCUCGGCGGCUGUAAGCCAUGAACGGUACAUCCCGGCACCCAUUGAGGUUCAGCCCCAACAGCAACUACAGCAGCAAGUCCCUAAUGUUCAGCAGGUGGCUCCUGCGCACACCUACACGGGCAACGUGUUUGCCACGCCCUCUGCUGCUCAAACAGUAGAGCCGUCAGCCACGAAUGGAUUGCUAAAUGGCAGGGAGGCGCCGCUGAGCUACAUCCAGCUGCACACAACGCUCAUCCGCGACCAGAUUGGCCAGGGGUUGGGCUUCAGCAUUGCGGGUGGAAAGGGCUCCCCCCCGUUCAAGGACGACUGCGAUGGCAUUUUCAUAUCGCGCAUCACAGAGGGUGGUCUGGCGCAUCGCGAUGGCAAAAUUAUGGUGGGCGACCGGGUUAUGGCGAUUAACGGCAACGACAUGACAGAGGCGCACCACGAUGCAGCGGUUGCAUGUCUGACGGAACCGCAGCGUUUUGUGCGUCUGGUGUUGCAGCGCGAGUACCGCGGUCCUUUGGAACCGCCGACCAGCCCGCGUAGUCCAGCUGUGCUUAAUUCGCUGAGUCCUUCAGGGUAUUUGGCCAACCGACCAGCCACUUUCGGUCGUGCGGUGGGUGGUGAUGUGGAGCAGCCCUACAAGUACAACACCCUGGCCACCGCCACCGCCACGCCCACUGCCACUCCAGCUGGCAUCAACAAUAACAACAACACGCUGCCAAUCAGCAAAACAAACGGAUUUGCUGCCGCCGCCACGAUAGACAAGGCCACGGGUCAACCCGUGCCCGCUCCCCGACGCAGAAACUCCGUGCCCCUGGGCGAGCAGGAGGGUGCGCCCAAUGGGGCUGCCUCGACCGCCAGUGGCGACUCCGGGGAGGCGCAGCCCUCCUCGUUGCGCCCGCUGACCAGCGACGAUUUUCAGGCGAUGAUACCGGCACACUUCCUCAGCGGCGGCAGUCAGCACCAGGUGCAUGUGGCACGGCCCAACGAGGUGGGCGUCAGCGCCGUAACGGUGAACGUUAACAAGCCGCAGCCGGAUCUGCCCAUGUUCCCGGCAGCACCCACCGAACUCGGCCGCGUCACCGAGACGAUCACCAAGUCCACGUUCACGGAGACGGUGAUGACGCGCAUCACCGACAAUCAGCUGGCGGAGCCCCUGAUCAGUGAGGAGGUUGUGCUGCCCAAGAACCAGGGCUCCCUGGGCUUCAGCAUCAUCGGCGGAACGGACCAUUCCUGUGUGCCCUUCGGCACCCGAGAGCCCGGAAUAUUCAUCUCGCAUAUUGUUCCUGGCGGAAUUGCUUCGAAGUGCGGCAAGCUGCGCAUGGGCGAUCGCAUUUUGAAAGUUAACGAGGCGGAUGUAUCCAAGGCAACGCACCAGGAUGCUGUCCUGGAGCUGCUGAAACCCGGUGAUGAGAUCAAGCUGACCAUCCAACACGACCCCCUGCCGCCAGGUUUUCAGGAAGUGCUCCUCAGCAAGGCGGAGGGCGAGCGCCUCGGCAUGCACAUCAAGGGCGGCCUGAACGGGCAGCGAGGUAAUCCCGCCGAUCCCUCAGACGAGGGCGUCUUCGUGUCCAAAAUUAACUCGGUCGGUGCGGCCAGACGGGACGGAAGGCUUAAGGUUGGCAUGCGUUUGCUGGAGGUUAACGGACACUCCCUGUUGGGAGCUUCGCACCAGGAUGCGGUCAACGUGCUGCGAAACGCCGGCAACGAGAUUCAAUUGAUUGUCUGCAAGGGCUACGACAAGUCCAAUUUAAUUCAUUCCAUUGGCCAGGCCGGCGGCAUGAGCACUGGCUUUAACUCGUCUGCAUCCUGCAGCGGUGGUAGUCGUCAAGGCUCUCGUGCCUCGGAGACGGGCUCUGAGCUGAGCCAAAGCCAGAGUGUGUCGAGUCUGGACCCCGACGAGGAGGAGCGUCUGCGACAGGACUUCGAUGUGUUUGCCUCGCAGAAGCCAGAUGCACAGGCAACGAGCCAAACUGGCCUGGCAGCUGCUGCUGCCCUGGUGCACGGAGCCGCCUCACCGACGCCCACGAGUACACCCAUUCCGACCCCCGUGCCAGUGGCAUCCGCGGACUUAACUGCGUCGGACACGCCAGCUGCACAGACCGUGGCGCUCAUUCACGCAGAACAGGCCCACCAGCAGCAGACGCAGCUGGCGCCGUUGGGCCAGGAGAAAAGCACGCAGGAGAAGGUGCUGGAAAUUGUACGCGCGGCCGACGCCUUCACCACCGUGCCACCAAAGUCACCGUCAGAGCACCCCGAGCAGGAUAAGAUACAGAAGACGACAACGGUUGUCAUAUCGAAGCACACGCUCGAUACGAACCCAACCACACCGACGACCCCGGCUGCUCCACUUCCCAUUGCGGGCGCUGAGUCGGCGACCUCUGGUAAUGCUCCUGCUCCUGCUCCCGCUUCCGCUGCCAUUGUCGCUCCUGCUUCUGCUCAAGUUCCAGUUCCAACUCCUGCUGUAGCCGUGCAGACACAAACGCAAACGCACGAAACGGAGAAGGACGAAGAGGAGCACCAGCUACGGCAACGAGGCACCCAGACGCCGAAUCGCCUAGCCCCGAGAUCUCGAUACUCCUACCAGCAGAUGUUAGAAAGCCAAGAGGAUAAUCGCAGUUCUGGCAAAGCCACCCAAACGAAGCCCAAGAAGGCAGAGCCUGUCUAUAUCAUAGACGACGAUGAUGACGAUGACGACGAUUACGACGACCACCACCAGAAAGUAGACGACAUUGACGCCAUUCAGGAGGAGGAUGAGACCACAGAGAGCUCUCCCCCAUUGGAUAUCCAGUCGCCGCCCUCCUAUGCAGACACUGAUUCCGACUGCUUCGAUCGUCGGCGUGGCCGUUACACCAGCGAUUCGGAGAGCGACUGCCGUCCGUACAAGCCAUCGAGAUCGGGACGCAGCACUCCGGAAUACGGCGGAGGUCAUCGUAAAUCCGUGAGCUUUGAUCUCAGUGGUGACGAGCGCUCCAGGUCGGACUAUGAGAGAUCUCGCUCUCGCACUCCAGAUGGCUACACCCGUGCCUACGACUCCGAACAGGACACCCGGGGGUCGGGACGCAACCGCCUGCCGCGCAAGGGAAUCCUCCGAGCUACCAGUCCCUGCUCCACGCUGGAGAAAGCUGAGCCCAUAGUUCCAGCGGUAGCCCGAAUCCGCGAGGUUGAAUCUCCGCAGGUGCAGCGAGUUUCCCGAGCCACUUCCCCAGAACGGCCGGGCGAGCUAGAGCGAGAGAAUCCUUUCCGUCAUCCCACGGCAGAGGACGAUGAAUACACGCGAGUAGCCAAGGCAGUCAGUAAAUCACCAAGGUCCCCGCGCUCCACCCGCGAGCAGUUCUUCUUCGGAAGCUCUCGCUCUAGUGAGGAUCUUUUGGAGCAAUCCCAGUCACAGUCUAGUGGCCGCAGCACACCAAACACGGUGAUCUCCAAGUCCACGGAGAAUUUGACAGGCACCCGGCCCAAGGUGCCGCCUCCAACGCCGCCGAAGCCGCAGCUAAAGAAAGCCAAUCUGGUUCGCAACGUGGCCUUGGAAACCUUCCAGGCCAGCGAUGUGGGUCAGGGUGACUUUACAGUCUUCGAGCACGAUGCCAGUACAAAUACCAUACAUCCUGUUGAGGCUAAGCUGCCGGUUCGGGUGGUGGCCAAGACGAAGCCAAGUCGUCCAAGGGAGUCACCUCCGCCACCGCCCGUUAACUUCGCCACCCUGCCUAAGAUGCCCACCACGCCCACUCUGAGGGAAGAAGAGUCCUUGUACAUGGAGGCGCUGCCGCCCACACCCUCCCAGCUGCGACCCCACGACUUUCAGCACGAGAACUCGCCGGACAACAUCCUGGUGACACCACAGGAGCACCGCGAGUACCUGCUUCGGGAGAACGAGCUACGCAACCAGCUGCGAGCACCGUACGAGCCCGCACCACCUAUUCCGAUUGCCGGUGACGGAUAUUCGGUAACGAAUCCCUUCCUUGAUAGUUGCGACACCGACAUUGACAGCCUGCCAUUGCCACCACCGCCCACUCCUCCCGCCCAGCAGCAUUCACGUCAUUUGCAUGAGCCGCCGUUCCCACCACUAACCGCUAACGCAUCCUCGUCUUCAUCUUUUACUUCUUCCGUUGCCACUGCUGCUGCUGCCGCUGCCACCGCCGCUGCUGCCACCACUAACCGCUUGAUGGAUUCGCCGCAACAGCUGUUGGUCGCCGGGUCGCCCACCCAGAUCUUUCCCACGGCUCAAAUUCUGCCGGUGCAGUAUGCGAGUCUGCCCCAACCGCAGCAGGCCAAUACACUUACUUUAAAGACACCAUCAACCUCUCCACACCCCCACCCAGCCCCUGCCCCCGCUUCUGUUGCCGCCAAAGCCCCCGCCCUUUUUAACCUAGUGCUAGUGCCCGGUGACCAGAGCAACAGCACCUCGCCGGCGGCUGUGCUGUACCUGCAACCGUCCCAAUUACCACCGUCAACACCUGCCAGUCGGCAUGGCGAAGAAGACGAUGAGGAGCAGGCCACUGCGAAAGCAACCCCCAGUAAAGUGCCCAAAUCGGUUUCCGAUAAAAAACGCUUUUUUGAGUCUGCCAUGGAGGAUCAGCACAAGCCCACACAAAAGACAGAGAAAGUUUUCUCAUUCCUGUCGAAGGAUGAGGUAGAAAAGUUGCGCCAGGAGGAGGAGAGGAAAAUUGCAACAUUGCGCCGUGAUAAGAAUUCCAGAUUAUUGGAUGCCGCCAACGACAAUAUUGACAAGGAUGAGGCCAGCCGGUCCGAUAAGCGGAAGGAUAAUGACGCCAACAGCAAUAGCAGUGGCGAGGAUAACGAAGCCAGCGACCGGGACUCUGACUCAGCUCGAGGGGAUGCCGUUGACAAUGCCGCUCUGGGGCGUUACGAGGAUGCGGAUGCGGAGGACAUGAGAACCGCACAAAGUCUGGCGCAGACAACGCCACACGCCCCCAGCAAAAUUCCCAAGCAGAAGCAGCAAAAGAGGCAAAAGGAUCCGGAACAGGAGCCGGGCAAACCCAUUGAGGCAGAUCCACCCAAGCCCUCGCUCCUGCCCAAGCCAAAGGUCAAAGUUGUUAUCCCGCCCGCUCUCCAGCAGCGUCUUAAGAAGCAUCAGCAGAAGGAGCAGCAGCCGCUGUCCCCUCCCGAGGAGCCUGCCAUUCCCGAGGAAGAGGUUCCUCUUCGAACUUUGCCCGAGCCAGAGGACUCACAGUCCGCCCCCGGAGGCAGUCGCAUUCCAGUGCGAACUCUGAAAGCCGAGCGCCGCGCCCUGGCAGCUGCCGCCCGCCAAUCCGGACUGAGGGUGGAGGAGUAUCUCCGGCAGCUGGAGAUGGAGAUGGAGGAGAGUACUUCGCAGCCCACCACACCCACCACGCCCACAACACCCACGUCGGGCAAGAGCCGGGCAAUGAUUAAUGCUGAGAAGCGCGCCUCCUGGCGGGCAGCUCGUCUUCGAUCCCUGGAACAGGGCGCCGUGGAGGCCCAGGAUGUGAUCAAGAACAUGCGCAAGAUGACCGACGAUCUGAUCACGCACGAGGCCAAGGCCAGCGAGGCUCAGCCGAAAAUAGUCUUUCCCAAAAUUGCCAUAAAAUCGAGCGACGGUCCAGUCAUCGUGCGCGAACGCGAGAAAAUCCUCGAUGAGAAGAUUGUGCGCCGCACUGAGGAGGUGCCCUGCCCCAUUACGGGGCGACCUCAAUUGCGCACCGUCGAGUACAUCGAGAAAAUCAUCGAGACGGAGGUGGAGACUUGCAAGGAGCGCAUCAUAUCCUUGGAGCUGCAGGUGCCCGAAUCCGAGGAGGGAACGCUCGACGACACCCAACCGCCGUUGGAACUAGAAGGCGACGAUUUCGACGACAACGGGGCGGAAGAAGACGAUGACUUCGAUGAGGAGGAUGAUGAAGAGGAUGACGACGAUGAGGAUGAGGAGGAAGAGGAGGACACUGCCUCCAUUGUCACCGUCCAGGCCAACAACGAGAAGCUGUUUCUGCGGCACGACUCGGACACCUAUGGUCCUUCGUCCAUCGAGAGUUCGGCAUCAGGUAAGGUGCGCAUCAAACCAGCGCCCCUGUCCCUCCACCAAACACUGGCCAAGGAGACGACAAUUGUCGAGGUGCUGAACCCAGUCAUCGGGGGCGAUGGCACUCCGCGCACCAUCCACGUGAGUGGCAGGGCUCCCUUCGACGGCGACGACUACGACGACGAGUCCUUCGAGCAGGGGGCGGUGUCUGUUCUGCGCAGUGAAACUUUUGUGCUGCCCGCGGGCGCCGGAGGCGAAAGGUCUGAGCUGUCAUUAAAUGCAAAAAUGAAAACCGUGCUCGAGGAGCUGCUGGAGAACGAGCGCGUUAAAUUGAAUUUGCAGAAGAGCCUCGAGGGCGAGGAGGAGGAGGAGGACGAUGAGGGCAGCAGUGCCUAUGGCGACGCUCGCGAUGAUGUGGAGAGCGCCUAUGGGGAUGCCGUCGAUGAUGUUGUUGACUUUGGCCGUGCAAGUAAUGACCGGGACGAUGCCAAGAAUGGCAAUCAGCAGCUGCUGGAGGAGCUGAUAAAGGACAGCAACCGCAACACAAUCAUUGCUAAAUUGGCAGGCCAAUUGUCGGACGAUGAUGAUGAAGAGGACGACGACGAGGAGGAGAGCAGCGAUUCCUCUGAGGAGGAGAGCGACGACUCCGACGAGGAGGAUAAUGCCGAAGAGCAACUAAAUGUCACCUAUGUGCAGGGCGCCCAGGUGAUCGAGAAUCUCAACACGGUGGCGGCUACUGGUGGCAAGCUGCACAAGUCCCAGACCUACACCGCCAUUAAGCAGGCCGAAGAAGAAGCAGCAAAGGAGCUGGAUAUGGAAGAGGAUGAAGCGGUGUCCGAACCUGAGAGGGGUCCUUGUGGUUCCCAUACUCUGGCCCAGCUCCAGGCGGAGCAACGAGCGCUGGCCGAGAUCUCAAAGCAGCUGCGCAAAUCCGUCGAGGAUUUGCUCAGCGCCGAUGGCGGCACUGUAGUGGAGACACAACGCACCUACACCCUGCCGGCGGCCAGUGACAGUGCGGCGGUGGUCACCGUCACCGAGGUGGUCAAGAAGCAGAAGAAGCGAAAGGGCGGGUCCGGCGAAGCCAUCUUCAACCGACUGCUGAGCGGCGAUGGGGCGGCGGAGCGCCAGGUCUUCGAUCGGCAGCAGGGCGAAACUGUCACCACCACGACCACCACAACAGAGGCUGUCAGUCCGGAUGACAACGCCCAGCCGAGCACCAGUGUGGUGACCACCACCACGCGGACCGUGUCGAACGUUGUUACCAGUGGCAUUCCCCGGCCAGAGACCAGCAAGCAGGGCAAUCGCAACGGCAACGGCAAUGGUAACAACAAUAAUAACCGCAACAAGAACAAGCGAAAAGGCAAAAAGAAGUAAAGUGGCCUGCAAGCCGGCAAGCUGGCAAGAAAUGUGACUACAUAGUUGAAAUUGCGUAUACGCCGUGUGGUGG